Tremella mesenterica DSM 1558 is the source of this 3137-nucleotide messenger RNA. RefSeq lists its product as uncharacterized. The transcript has 3 exons. Gene Ontology annotation, cellular component: membrane. Bases 165 to 3077 code for a protein of 970 amino acids. The record is from RefSeq and is a predicted model, not a curated record. Gene Ontology annotation, molecular function: calcium ion binding. NCBI's taxonomy places the organism in Eukaryota, Fungi, Basidiomycota, Tremellomycetes, Tremellales, Tremellaceae.
CUUCAUUUCAUUAUCAGUCGCAAGACGACUCGAAGCGCUUUGAUAGCGCGGCUAUUGACUAGCCAUCAUUCUUUUCCUCACAUAGAUCUCGUCCUCCAAUAUCAACCAUCAUCAAAGCAGCUACCUACCUAAUCGAGGAUCUCAAAAACAAAACAAUCGAGGAUAUGAUGAAGACAUCACGAAACAAGAUGAUAGCUUUAGUACUCGUCCUAGCUGCCAUGACGACCGCUAAACCGAUACUCAAUUAUCCUAUGAUGGAUCAAAUGCCUUUCGUAGCGAGAAUAGGACAACCUUUCACAUUCGACCUUUUCCCUUCUUCUUUCACUUCCACCACUAAUAUCACAUAUACAACUUCGACUUUACCCUCAUGGCUCAGUUUCAGUCCUGAGGUCGAAACAUUUCAUGGAACACCUUCAGCCGUCGAUGUAGGAGAACAAACUAUAACUUUAACAGCUACGGAUGACGACGGUUCAACAAAAGAUUCUUUCAAACUUAUCGUCACGAAAUAUUCUACACCAGCUGUACACGCGGCUUUCACAACUCAAUUAGCAUCUACCAAUCUGGCAAAAAUCUCUUCCGCCACCACUUUACCCGAUGAAACUGGUGUUUCAAUCCCACCUCAUUGGUCAUUCUCUUUAGGUUUUCAAUAUGACACAUUUCGGGUUUCUAGAAACGAUCCAAAUAAUGGAGAAUUAUAUUUUUCAGCUCAUCAAAGAGGUACUAUCGGUUUACCUGAUUGGCUAAAUUUCAAUAAUGAAACAUUCACUUUCGAUGGUGUCGCACCUGCCAAUGGAAGUUAUACAAUCGUCGCUACCGGUACCGACUUUUGGGGUUAUACAGGCGCUCAAACGAGUUUCGUGAUUGAAGUGGGAGUUGGAGAUGGGAUAGAAUUGAUCAAAGGGAAGAAUUUUACAGCUAUCACUACUAUGGCUAGAGAUAAUGUAGAUUAUAAGGUUGACGUGAGUGAUUUGGUUGUUGGAGGAGCACCUGCAAAAGAUGUUGUCUUCUCCAUUGAUGAUGUUGAUUUUCCUUGGUUGAAGAUUGACAGUUCAUCCGGUAUGAUUUCCGGUAUCACACCGGACAAAUAUCAAAAUGGAACCAUCACAUCACUCUUCCUUCCACUCACUAUCGCUUCAUCCAACUCAUCAAGUACCCUCACCCUGACCACUUGGGUGGGUAUGAAUAUUAUCCCUUACUUCUUCACCGCAUACAACCUCCCAGACGCAACAGUCGCACCGGGGGAAAAGUUCUCGUUCGAUAUUUCACCAUAUGUUGCAAAUUCAACAGCGACCAUCAGUGCCAAUAGCACAGCCUCGUGGCUUACCUUCUCGGGUACAACCGUCAGCGGGACUGUACCGAAAGAUUUUAACAACGUUAUCAAUGUCGUCUUUUCUGCUACUCUCGGCGAUCUCACUUCCACGUCAACCCUCAAGAUUGAGACUCCAGGUGCUGUAGUUUCCACCACUUCAGGUUCGUCCACCCCUACCGAUAGUAGCACCAACUUGGGUUCUGGCUCGCAUCGCGGUCUUUCCAAGGCGGGCAAGAUAGCUCUAGGGGUUAUCUUCGGUCUUCUAGCUCUAAUCUUAUUACUUUUACUCCUUUUCUGCUGCUUCCGUAGACGAAAGGCUCACCAGGAAGAACGAGAAGAGAAAGAUGACGCUUCUUUUGUCGCCGCAUCUCCCAUUACCGACCCUUUCAGACGAAGUAACACCCUCGAACCUCCUCGUAACAUACUGGGUGAGAUCGCCAAGAUCUCUCUAUUCCACCACCCUGAGCCUCGUUCUCCCGAUCGACCAUCACGGAUGGAGGGGUUGAAAGGGAUAUUUGGAUGGUCCGAGAAGCCCGAGAAGAAACCCGUGGAAGAAGUAGACAAUGCUAGUUCCUUUGCCGGAUCAGGUGUGGUGAUUGGGAUUUCCGACCCUAUCGAAAGACCUUCACAAGAUGCCUCUUCAUUCACUCAAUCCUUUUCAUCCGGUUCGAGAGCUAGUUGGGAAAGUAGGGAAAGUUUUCAAUGGUCCAUGAGUGAUAAACGAUUAUCAACUCCUUCCGUCCCUAGACCAAGAGCGGAUUUCACCCCUCGGUAUCCUCGAAAUAGCUCACCAACGAGAUUAGCUCAACUCGCUUCACAACAUACCCUCGGCUCACCAGAAUUCAGCGAAUUUCAUUCUUCAGAAGAAGGAACGACAUUCCAAUCUGGUUCCUUAUCCUCAUUCGCUGGACCUGCAGCUUCUCGUUUUGGAGGAUCAGGUUUUCAAAGUAUCGAUGAAGAAGAUGAAACUUCUGGUGAAGAUGCAGUAGUAGCAAUGGCAGAAAGACAAUCGUUCGAAACUCGUCAACCUAUCGCUUCUUCAACUCCUAGACUACGACCUAGUGUUGAGAAAAUCGCUUCGCCCGAACAAAGUGGAUCAAGGAAAUCUAUCGCCAUCGAUGGAGCUUUUGAUGAUGCUGAAGAAGCUCGUCGAUCUAUGUAUACCGAUGCUUCAGCUUUAGGUUAUCCGAACUCUGAAAUCAUGUUUGGUUCACCAAUGACAAAUGAAAGAUCUUCUUUUCAACCUGAAAAUAGAAGAAUUUCAACUGUUCAUUUAGUACCUCAACAUGAAACGCCACUUUCACCACCUUUACCACAAGUUGGUUCUUUCGUAAGACAUAGAAGACAUGCUUCAGGUUCUAGACCUAUAUCUACCGAUGGAAGAUUAUACGCAGCAUCAAAUGAAACAUUCUCAAUACAUCCUCCUAUACAUCCACCUCCAAGCGUUUCACUUUCAGCUGUUACUUGGUCAUCUAAUCCACCAUCGACUUAUCGUGCGGAAUUAGAAGGUGGUGGUCCUUUACCGACUUGGUUACAUUUCGAUGCUAGGGAAUUAGAAUUAUGGGGAGUACCAGCUUUGAAACAUGCAGGGGAAGUUAUGACUGUGGUGAUUAUUGAGAAAAUGCCAAUGGAUAAAAGAAGAUCGGAUCCUAUGGCUUAUGGUUAUCAACCGAGACAAGACAGAGAAGUUGGUAGAGUUGUGAUCGAGGUUGUGGACAGGUUAAGAAGUCCUCCAUUUGGCUUGGAAGGUUCACCACAUGCUCUUUAGAGUGUGAAUUUUAUAAUGAUUUUACCACUUAGGGAAUAUAACGAAUAAUCAUGCUCAGUG